GAAUUUAUGUCUUCGUCAUUUAAAUGCACAACUGUAAUACUAACGUAGACCUUUGCCUUUUAGCCGAAUCAAUGUAAAAAUGGAGGGGUGAGACUUGCAUUGCUCCUCCGCAUAGGCACAAUGCAGUACAAACCCACAAUAGAACGGAGAGGCUCCCGCCCAUAAAAACACCCGCUAAAAACUCAGAUUAUGGGACUACGAUCUUCAUUUUAAGCAUCAAGGUUGAUGAUAAAGCUAUGGUUGUGACUGCGGUGUGGCACUACAACUUCAGGCUGGUUUCCUACAGGACAGAAAGCAAUCGUAGAAAUCGCUUCCUAGUUGCCAUAGCGGAACUAUAACUUUGCGCUUUAUAGAAGGAGGAGAGGCAUGAAGAAAGUCACCGCCAGUAGGGGGCGAAAACAGAUUGUGCAUCCGGGGGCAGGGGCGUCCUAGGAGCUGUGGGAAAGAGGUCGUUGGGGGGAAAAGAGAACGAGAGGAGGAGGAUGAAGAAGCAUGACACUGCUCUACACUCCUCGCUACAAAAUGGCGGCGGCUCUAUGCAGGCGGGGGCGGCGUCCACUAUCACGGACUUUGGUGCUUUUUUCCAACCAGGAAAUACAUGGGAUUAAACUCAUCUCAGCGAAAGAGCCAUAUUCUGUCCAGCGGAAUGAAUUUUCAAACAGAAAAUGUAAAACAAUGGCUAAUUCGCGGACGUGCGCAAAAGACGGCUGUCGUGGCAGUUUUGCGAGUUUAACGUGCUCGCUGUUAACAGAAAAUGAUUCUGAAGCAAGUCUGUUUUCUGGACGCAAGAUUUAUUUUUUUAGACAGGCGCGUAUUAAGUUUCCAACCGUUUGUGAGUAUUAUUUCUGGACUUCUAACUUUUAUAAAUCAUUGCCUCGGUGUUAAUUGUUCGAAUGUAUAAGUGCAUUGUUGCAAAAAGCAGUCAUUUUAUUUCUUGUAAUUGAUCGGAAUGAAGUCUUAGUGCGCAACAAAAUGGCGCCGUGUCUUAGAACGUAGCUGAAGGAGAAGCAACGUUUUUAUCGUGUGACAGACCAAAUAUGCCCAGUUUGAGCUCGCUCCCUGGUAACAGCCAAUGGAAGACCGGCUCGACACUCCGCCCUGUAGACAGGCUACCAAUUAGAGCAUACCCUUCCUAUGGUGACGUGGAAUCAGCGCUGAGUCAUUUGUCCUGGAGUCUCGAGAAAGGAAGGGCGCUUUCUCUCCAUGUUCUACAGGUGCUAUUCUUUGCACGACCACUGGAGGCACAAAGUACAGUUACUGGGUUUUCAACCAAUAGGAUGAUUGUUUAACCCAAAGAGGCGGUUAGAUUGAAGAUGAAUAUGCAUGCUGACCAAUCAUACGUUAACAUUAGCUAUAGAGGAGGGACAUUUCCAGCCAAUCGGCUUCGGGUAUCCUAUAUAAAUUACCGGCCGCUAAGCUAGCGGCGCCAUUUCGCUGAAGCAGACAGCUGGAGAGGAGAGUGGUAGCUUGAGGUUUGUAACGUAGGAGCUAGCAACGCCCCCACUCGGAGUGCGGACGUCCAUUCAAUCCGUGUCCAUCCGCAUGGAGGCUGCCGUUAACCCGGCUGUUAAGAGACCACCUCUGGAUCUGAAUCAUGGCAUGAUGGGACAGUCCAUUGAAGGUACACCAGGCAAAAGAAUCCGUAAGCCAUCCCUUCUUUAUGAGGACUUUGAAGGCCCAAACAUGACAUCAAGUGUUUUUCAUCAGCUGCCUCAGACAAACCCACCACCUCCUGAGUUUAGCAAUUCUAAGAAGCCAGGACGCUCUACUAAUCAACUGCAGUACCUACACAAAGUAGUCAUGAAGUCACUGUGGAAGCACCAGUUUUCUUGGCCUUUCCGACAGCCUGUGGAUGCAGUUAAACUGGGUUUACCGAUCUGCACAUCCAUGAAUUUGUACAGGACCCCAAGUGUGAAAGUAUUAAAGCAACACAUACUGAGAUGUCUUGGAUUAGAAGUAUGAAGGUACUUUAAACUGGACUAUCACAAGAUUAUCAAGCAGCCAAUGGACAUGGGAACUAUAAAGAAAAGGCUAGAGAACAACUAUUACUGGAGUGCGUUAGAGUGUAUGCAGGACUUCAACACUAUGUUUACCAACUGUUACAUCUACAACAAACCAACUGAUGACAUUGUGCUGAUGGCCCAAAGUCUAGAAAAAAUGUUCCUGCAGAAAGUUGCUCAAAUGCCUCAGGAGGAGCAAGAAAUUCCUAAUACUGCUUCCAAAAUAAAGAAUGUAAAGAUUAGUAAGACUUCUGGGCCCACUGGUGGAGUCACCACAGCACACCAAGUUCCAGCUGUCUCAUCUCAGUCUUCUCUGUAUCCAAGCUCCCCUGAAGUGCCCACUACUAUGCUCAGCCUGGCACACUCUUCUAUUAUUUCUAAUCCUGUUCUUAAAUCCAUGCCAUCAUCACAGGCAGUGCUCUCUGUAUUGCCAGGGGCUACUCAGCCUGUUGCAAAGAAAAAAGGGGUGAAGCGAAAAGCUGACACCACUACACCAACUACCACAGCUAUCAUUGCAACUAGUGGAGACUUAUCACCUUUACAAGCUUCUGAGACAAAGCCUGCUAAAAUUCCUGCCCGGCGUGAGAGUGGUCGCCCCAUAAAGCCGCCAAAAAAGGAUCUUCCUGACUCACAGCAGCAUCAAACAUCAAAGAAAGGCAAAUUGUCUGAGCAGCUUAAAUACUGUAAUGGAAUCCUGAAAGAGCUUCUCUCAAAGAAGCAUGCUGCAUAUGCAUGGCCUUUUUACAAGCCUGUAGAUGUAUCUGCUCUGGGGUUGCACGACUAUUAUGAUAUUAUAAAGCAUCCAAUGGACCUAAGUACCAUCAAGAAGAAAAUGGACAACAGGGAAUUCAAGGAUGCACAAGAGUUUGCAGCUGCUGUUCGGCUAAUGUUUUCAAAUUGUUACAAAUACAACCCUCCAGAUCAUGAUGUUGUGGCUAUGGCAAGGAAGUUGCAAGAUGUGUUUGAGUUUCGUUAUGCCAAGAUGCCAGAUGAACCUCUGGUAGUAAACCCACCAUCUACAUCCUCCCAGCUUCCACCUUCUGAUUCAAAGUCCUCUUCAGAGUCCUCCAGUGAGAGCAGUAGUGAGAGCUCCGAUGACAGUGAGAGCUCAGAUGACUCUGAGGAGGAAAGAGCUAACAGACUGGCAGAGCUUCAGGAGCAGCUUCGUGCAGUACAUGAGCAACUGGCAGCACUUUCUCAAGGCCCCAUUUCCAAACCAAAGAAGAAACGAGAGAAAAAAGAGAAGAAGAAAAAGAAGUCUGAUAAAAAAAAGAGGAAAGAUGAUGAUGAAUGGCGAUCUAGCAAAUCCAAACCCUCCCAAGCCAAAAAAUCCUCCAAGAAAUCGGGGGGAGGAAUUGCUACCAGCAGUACAGUCAGUCCUGCAAUAUCUAAGAGCACCAAGAAAACAUUCAAGUCUGUACCUCCUGCUCCUUCUGUUUUGUAUGAUUCGGAGGAAGAGGAGGAAAGCAAACCAAUGACUUACGACGAGAAGCGGCAGUUGAGCCUGGACAUUAACAAAUUACCAGGAGAGAAGCUCGGCCGUGUAGUUCACAUCAUACAAUCUCGUGAGCCCUCUUUGCGAGACUCUAAUCCUGAAGAGAUUGAAAUUGAUUUUGAGACCCUUAAACCUUCCACUCUGCGAGAACUGGAGAGAUAUGUGAUGUCUUGUCUGAGGAAAAAACCCCGUAAGCCCUAUACUCCCCCUAAUUCGGUGCUCUCUCCAGCACUUAAGAAGCCAGUGGGGAAAACAAAAGAGGAGAUUGCUCUGGAGAAGAAGAGAGAGCUGGAAAAGAGAUUGCAGGAUGUGAGUGGGCAGCUGAACUCUGCAAAGAAACCUCCUAAGAAACCCCAUGACAAGGCAGAGUCAGCCCAACAAGUAUCAGUGACCCGCCUCAGUGCUUCCAGUUCCAGUUCAGAUUCUGACAGCAGUAGCAGCUCCACAUCUAGCUCCUCGGACACUAGUGAUUCUGAUUCUGGUUGAAGGAAAUCACCUUCUCCUUUGAGAGGAAGUGUUGCUGAUUUACCGUCAGAAGUGGUUCUGAUUUGGAUCUGCAGGAACGGAGCCCACCUGAACCAGACUGCUUUCUUUGGGGUGCUAGGGAGUAUGAGGCCUUAGACAAAUGUGGUUUAGUGCAGUAGGCAUUUACAGGAGGGGAAAUAUCAAAAGGGGGGAGGGUUUAAACCCCUCCCCUUUAAGUUCUCAUGGAAUGCAUAAAUGCUGGUAAUUGUGAAUACAUUUCUGUUGGCAUUAGCAUCAUAUCUGUUGGUAUCUGCAUUCCACAAUGGCUUUUCUGGUGUACCUCAAAGCUCAAUGAAGUGUUAUCCAACCCUCUACUCACCCCACGUACCCAACAUGGUGUUGAAAAACCAGCUUUUGAAAAGAUCUGCUCUGGGUGUGUGCUAGUACGUCAUUUAUUUAGGGAAACUGUUCAAGUCAGAGAGAAGGCUGUGUUUAGAUUGCAAAGGAGUGAUUUGUAACUAAGGUACUCUAAAGAACAUGUAUUUGGCAAGUAUUACCAUCUCUUCCUUCAGCCCUCUCCUGCAUGUAGCAUUUAUUGUAUAGGGCAGUUCAAUUAUGGAUAUGCCUUUCUUAUGGCAAUCCCAGCUGCAACUUCAAAUGACCUUUGUUUAGACCCCCUCCCACAAUUUUUUAUGUAUUUAUUUUAGACAUCAGAGGGAAAGCUUUUCCUUUUUGUUUUAUAAUGUAAAAUAAUUGCAGAUGGAUCCCUGUUGAUGCAGGGACCAGUGUAGAUGUAAGAUUUUAUAAAGAUGUAUGUAAAUAUAUUCUAAGUUGCACAGGCAUGUUUCUUGAUGUAAAGGGUGACUUUUUUUUUUUUUUUUUUACAUUAUGGAAAAAGCUUUUAUUUCCUAAUUAUUGUCUUCUGUAUAGCCUAAUAUUGCUUUGUCUUUCUUGUAUAUUUUUCUUGUAUUUGUCAAACCCUUUAGUUUUGAGACAUGUAAAUAAAGAAAAAAUGAUUGAUGCCAUGUAUAACAUUUUAAUAAUAACCUGUAUUCAAAACUGCAAA
Xenopus tropicalis (tropical clawed frog) is the source of this 5026-nucleotide messenger RNA. It is a transcript of the gene brd2, whose product is annotated as bromodomain containing 2. Lineage: Eukaryota; Metazoa; Chordata; Amphibia; Anura; Pipidae. The record is from RefSeq and is a predicted model, not a curated record. Gene Ontology annotation, cellular component: nucleus; chromosome. Bases 2005 to 3981 code for a protein of 658 amino acids. The transcript is spliced from 13 exons.